Molecule: messenger RNA, 1353 nt
Organism: Triticum turgidum subsp. durum (durum wheat)
Lineage: Eukaryota; Viridiplantae; Streptophyta; Magnoliopsida; Poales; Poaceae
Source: the annotation of a GenBank genome assembly
AUGGACCUUUCUCGAAACAACUUGUCUGGUCAAGUUCCAGACUUCUUUGAGGCUUUCAGCUCCAUGUCACUUCUCAAUUUGUCAUUCAACAACCUGGAGGGGCCCAUGCCAACUGGUGGGAUCUUCCAAAAUGCAAGCAAGGUGUUCGUCCAAGGGAACAAAGAGUUGUGUGCUGUCUCGCCACUAUUGAGUUUGCCACUUUGCCACACAGCUGCCUCUCAACAAAGGCAUAGAUCCAACAUUGCGAAUAUAGUAGGACUUUCUGUUCUUGCCUUAGUGAUGUUAUCAUGUUUUGGAGUCAUUUUCUUGAAGAAGAGAAAGAAAGUCAAACAAGAAGAUUAUCCAUCCUUUGAGGAGUUAAAGAAGUUCACAUAUGCUGACUUAGUGAAAGCAACAAAUGGUUUCUCAUUAGCCAACUUGGUUGGUUCAGGAAAGUAUGGGUCCGUAUACAAAGGUAGAAUUGAGUCUGAAGAAGAUGCAGUUGCUAUCAAAGUUUUCAAACUUGAUCAGCCUGGGGCGACGAAAAGCUUCGUUGCUGAAUGUCAGGCACUCAAAAACACUCGUCAUCGUAAUCUUGUAAGGGUGAUCACUGUAUGCUCGACGAGUGAUCUGACAGGACAUGAGUUCAAAGCUCUUCUCCUUGAAUAUAUGGUUAAUGGCAACCUUGAAAGUUGGCUCCAUCCAACACUCCACGAGCAACAUCUGAAAAGGCCCUUGUCCUUGAGUUCAAGAAUAGCAAUAGCAGUGGACAUAGCAGCUGCUUUGGAUUACCUGCAUAACCAAUGCAUGCCUCCUAUGACACACUGUGAUCUGAAGCCAAGCAAUGUCCUUCUGGAUGAUGUCAUGGGCGCAUGUGUUGGUGACUUCGGGUUGACUAAGUUCAUACACAGUUAUACUUCAAGGAUUGAUGGUUCUACAAGCUUAGUUGGACCAAGAGGAUCAGUUGGAUACAUUGCACCAGAAUAUGGCUUUGGGAGCAAAAUCUCCACUGAGGGUGAUGUUUACAGCUUUGGAAUCAUCGUCUUAGAAAUGCUCACAGGGAAGCGUCCAACUGAUGAGAUGUUUAAAGAUGGCCUGAGCCUUUACAAUUUUGUGGAAAAAUCAUUUCCUAAAAAGAUUGGUGAGAUUCUAGAUCCGAGAAUCAUUCCUUAUUAUGGGGACCAAGAUGAAGAAGCAGCAAGUAGUCCAAACCAAGAAAAUCAUCAGCAAAUGGCUGGAAUGAGCUGUAUCAUCGAGCUCGUUAAGAUUGGCCUCAUGUGCACUGCGGAGACACCCAAAUAUCGCCCCUCGAUGCAGGACGUUUACAUUGAGGUCACCGCAAUCAAAGAAGCAUUUUCAGCACUGCAGGGUUGA